Trichoderma harzianum CBS 226.95 is the source of this 660-nucleotide messenger RNA. RefSeq lists its product as hypothetical. The record is from RefSeq and is a predicted model, not a curated record. The transcript has 2 exons. Lineage: Eukaryota; Fungi; Ascomycota; Sordariomycetes; Hypocreales; Hypocreaceae. The annotation marks the transcript as partial.
UUCUGUUAUACUUGCCGCAUAUCUUUCGAUUCUGAAGAAGACUACAAGUGGCAUAUUUCUGAAUUUCCUCAUUCUCACUUUAGCUGCAUUUCUUGCCCUCCUUCAGACGCCUUUCUCACGCACGAUCAACUCCAGGCUCACUUGGAACAGAAUCACGCCUCGUGCUCGUUAUGCCAUUUAGCCUUCAUAAACCGCGAAGACGUCGAAAAGCAUGAAGUGCGCGUCCAUAACAAGUGUUUGGAAUGUGGCGAAUUCUUUAGCUGCUAUUGGGAUCUGCUGGACCAUCAGGUCAUACAUGCCGAGCCAUCCUGCGAUUGCGUCUUGUGCGAUCGAGAGUUUACCACCGACUCCGCCUGGGUGCUGCAUCUGGAGCGCCGUCAGUGUCCGUCAGGCAUCAACCGCGGAAACGUCAACGGUUGGGCAAAGGACUGCGACCAAUCUGAGGCAUACCUUGGCAAACAAUUCAGCUACAAAUGUCCCACUUGCGACUGGGAAUUCCAAACCAUGGGGACUCUUUUGGAGCACGUGGAGGGCGACGAGUGUGCGGAGGACUUGGGCGACGGGGAGAGGCCUUUGGCUAUGUUUCUUUGCUUCAUGAGGAGAGGUCUCAUUAAUAUUGUUAACCAGGAGCGCAUUGCUCUACGACGCUCUGAAAACUGA